This is a messenger RNA of Plasmodium cynomolgi strain B, 1002 nucleotides long. RefSeq lists its product as hypothetical. Gene Ontology annotation, cellular component: mitochondrial large ribosomal subunit. Bases 364 to 1002 code for a protein of 212 amino acids. The record is from RefSeq and is a predicted model, not a curated record. The transcript is spliced from 2 exons. NCBI's taxonomy places the organism in Eukaryota, Apicomplexa, Aconoidasida, Haemosporida, Plasmodiidae. Gene Ontology annotation, molecular function: structural constituent of ribosome. Gene Ontology annotation, biological process: mitochondrial translation.
GAGCAAAAAUCGUGUGUCAAAUGCUUGUAGUAGUUGCACAAAAGGGGGAAUUUUAAAUUUUAAAAUUUUGGAGAACCUACGGAAGGAGUUUUAUUUACCUGUUUAAUUAGCUUUUUUUUUUUUUUCCCCAUUUUGACCCUCUGAAAAAAUGAAUCCACACUCUCCACAUAUUUUGCAAAAUUGAGGCUUCCACAUUGACCCAUUUUAUUUGCCGCCUUGUGGAAGAGGUCGCGCGUGGACGUAGAUGCAUGGGGGAGAAAACGGGCAGAAAUAGAAGAUCGAAAAGCUGUUCACUUCUGCUAUACCUCCUCCAACGUGAGAAGCACGAAGGAGCCUAGUUUACUUCACUCCCAGGAAAAAAAUAUGUGUUCCAAUGGAGUGUACCAAUUAAAAAAAAUCCUCCUCAAGUACAGUGAAACGGGCCAUAGCAGCAGGAAUGUUCGAUUUUUUUUAAGGUUCAUUUUACCAGAUUAUAGGGAUGAAAACAAACACUUAAAUUUUGAAAUACAACAUGAACAGUAUGAAGAGCCAAUGGCCAUAUUUGAAUAUAUAAAUAAUAGCAGGUACGAAAUAUCCUUGAAAGACAUAAAAUCGAAACAUAUUGUCGACGUCAUUAAUUUGUAUAAGGACAGCGCGGGGAAUUCUGACUAUUUGAAGCACGGGGGGCCCAGGGUGUAUUCGAACAAGAGGAGCAUCCAGGGAUUAUGGUGCCCCAGCAUAUACAGUGAACUGAAUGCCAUCGCUUAUUUAAAAAAAAAAAAAAAAAACAUUAAGCUGCCAAAGUAUACGAGAGAAAGUCUAAACUUAAAUCACGACGUGAUCAAGGGCAACGGAAGAUGGGGCAAUGAAAAUUUAUUUCCAAAAGGUUUCGAUCAGAGAUAUUUAAAGAACAUUUUUUGCUACCCCUUCAAGGACAGUGCACCAAACACGGGCGCGCAAAGUGAAGAGGGACAAACAGCUCAAGCGCAUAUGAAUUCUUUUUACAAAUUUUACAAGAAUUAG